AUGGAGUCCCUGUUUAAGCCAGCACCUCUCCUCCUCAUGCUUUGGUGCUGCUGCAGUGCUCAGCGCAUUGACUACCUAUCUCCAAAUCUGGGAAGCAUCAAUGGAGCCACACGACUUACCAUAUCAGGAUCUGGUUUUGCCCAGGAGCGACAGUUCCAGCUGAAUCCAAUCGACGACACAUUUGGCAACCGUGUGACACUUGUGUCUGACACCCUGUCAGUCCCCUGUGAUGUGGAGAGGGACUCAACACACGGCAACAAGAUCACGUGUUACACCAGAGCCAUGCCAAGUGAUCAGUAUGUGGUCCACGUUAAUGUGGACGGUGUUCCCAUUCCUGACAGCAAUAUAUGUAGGGGCGCAUACAAACCAUACCAAUGCAGCAUCUAUACUCGCACGUAUCGCACGCCAACUAUCAGCUCUCUGAGUCCAGUCAGUGGCCCCCCAGGUACCUUGGUGACACUGCGUGGACAGAUCUUCUCUGAUGUGUAUGGAAGCAACACUGACAAGAGCUCCAAUGGUUACAAUGUCAGAUUUCUGAGAGCCUACAUGGGAGGGAUGCCAUGCGAGCUGCUUAAACCAGAGUCAGAUGAACUAUAUAACCUGCGACUGGACUCUAUAUACUCAACUUGGGGUUACAUGAGCUGCAAAAUGACGGGGACAUAUGUUGGUCAUCACAACUUGACUUACAUACUUGAUAAUGAUUUUGGAAGGAGUUUAGCAGACAAGAAACUGUUCCGGGUUUCAGCUUCGGGCAAGCUCUCCAUGUUUCAGACCUUUGCAGAGGUGACAGGAGUCUCCCCAUCCAGGGGAAGCAUCAUGGGUGGAACCCUGUUGACUGUCCAAGGGCGCUUCUUUGAUGAAACCGAUCACCCAGCACGUGUUCUCGUUGGAGGUCUACCUUGUGAAAUCCAAAGUGUGUCUGAUGACAGAAUUAUGUGCAGGACUGCCAUGCAGGAGAUGAACAACAACAUGACUGGCUACCCUGGUGGAAGAGGCUUGAAGAUGGAGGUGUGGAACAACACAAAUCCACGUUACCUGACUGACAUUCGCAGUUACAAAACCAGCACAAAUGGAUACUGGACACAGUGGAUUGACUCCAUGCCUCAAGUCUUUGCUGUUCCAUUUAAUUAUUUCAGCUCACGAUACAGAGGCUUCUUUGUUCCUCCAGCCAGCGCCAACUACACUAUUUACCUUCACUGUGACGACCGAUGUGAUCUAUACCUCAGCAACUCAAGUCGCCCAGAAUAUAUGGUUAAAGUUGCAUACCAGCCAUAUUAUGUCUCAGAUUACAAGCAACUGGAAUCACAAAAGUCUAAAGUUCUGGCUCUAGAGAAAGGAAAACCAUACUACUUGGAAAUUCUGCAUCAACAAUAUGGUGGUCAAGCUACUGUCAAUCUUGCCUUGUUUCAAGAGGAGAGUCCCUUUACAGAAGACCAGACAAACGAUGCUCUAAAUGAGGUUCAAAAUAUCGUGGCUGAAUAUGAUGUGUUCGAUGAGGAACAAGUGGUAACCUUUGAAUCCUGGCCCAGUAAUAUCACCAGGGUCAAAGAGGUCCAGACUGUUACUGUCAGCAGCAGCUGUGCCAGCAAUAUUUGUGGGAGCACCUUCAGCCUGGGCUACGGAGACGCAACAACUGGACCGAUCUCUGUUAGUGCCUCAGCAGAUGAGGUGGGCGCAGCCUUGAACAACCUCUGGUCCAUCAAACCUGACACAGUCCAGGUCACCAAACAGGGCGACAGUCAAGUGUCUCACUACACAGUCACAUUCAAUUCUGACAGAGGGGAUUUCAAACCUCUGCACUAUGAGGUUUUUGGCCCAGACACCAAUGUUUCUGUUGCGGAGGUUACAAAGGGGAGAAGCAACAUGAAGACUUUCACCCUGCUCUGGGGAGGAGUCCCAACAAAGCCCAUCGCUUUCAAUGCAAAUGAGUCAGAGGUCUGUUGUGUAAAAAAAAAGAAAAAUGCUGGAAGUCUCUCUUUCUCUCUCAAAUUCAGAAUCUACAAGCCUUUUUAUUCUCGACUCAGUGUAAUUGUGAUGAUAUCUGAAAGGCUUAAUUUGCAAAGGUGUUACAUUUGCAAAUGUGUUACAUGCAAACUUUACAGUUUCAUAAACAAAGCCAUGCCAAGUGAUUGGUAUGUGGUCCAUGUAAGUGUGGACGGUGUUCCCAUUCCGGACAGCAAUAUAUGCUGGGGCGCAUACAAACCGUACCAAUGCAGCAUCUAUACUUACACUUAUCGCACGCCAACUAUCAGCUCUCUGACUCCAGUCAGUGGCCCCCCAGGCACCUUAGUGACACUGCGAGGAAUGAUCUUCACUGAUGUGUAUGGAAGCAACACUGACAAGAACUCCAAUGGUUACAAUGUCAGAUUUCUGAGAGCCUACAUGGGAGGGAUGCCAUGUGAGCUGCUUAAACCGGAGUCAGAUGAACUGAGUUUAGCAGAAAAGAAACUGUUCCGGGUUUCAGCUUUGGGCAAGCUCUCCAUGUUUCAGACCUUUGCAGAAGUGACAGGAGUCUCCCCAUCCAGGGGAAGCAUCAUGGGUGGAACCCUGUUGACUGUCAAAGGCCGCUUCUUCGACCAAACCGAUCACCCAGCACGUGUUCUUGUUGGAGGUCUACCUUGUGAAAUCCAAAGUGUGUCUGAUGACAGGAUUAUGUGCAGGACUGCCAUGCAGGAGAUGAACAACAACAUGACUGGCUACCCCGGUGGAAGAGGCUUGAAGAUGGAGGUGUGGAACAACACAAAUCCACGUUACCUGACUGACAUUCGCAGCUACAAAACCAACACAAAUGGAUACUGGACUCAGUGGAUCGACUCCAUGCCUCAAGUCUUUGCUGUUGCAGUUUAUUAUUCCAGUUCACGAUAUAGAGGCUUCUUUGUCCCUCCAGCCAGCGCCAACUACACUAUUUACCUUUACUGUGAUUACCAAUGUGAUCUAUACCUCAGCAACUCCAGCCGCCCAGAAGAUAUGGUUAAAGUUGCAUCUAAAGUUCUGGCUCUAGAGAAGGGAAAACCAUACUACUUGGAAAUUCUGCAUCAACACUAUGGCGGUCAAGCUACUGUCAACCUUGCCUUGUUUCAAGAGGAGAGUCCCUUUACAGAAGACCAGACGGACGAUGCUGUAAAUGAGGUUCAAAAUAUCGUGGCUGAAUAUGAUGUGUUCGAUGAGGAACAAGUGGUAACCUUUGAAUCCUGGCCCAGUAAUAUCACCGGGGUCAAAGAGGUCCAGACUGUUACUGUCAGCAGCAGCUGUGCCAGCAAUAUUUGUGGGAGCACCUUCAGCCUGGGCUACGGAGACGCAACAACUGGACCGAUCUCUGUUAGUGCCUCAGCAGAUGAGGUGGGCGCAGCCUUGAACAACCUCUGGUCCAUCAAACCUGACACAGUCCAGGUCACCAAACAGGGCGACAGUCAAGUGUCUCACUACACAGUCACAUUCAAUUCUGACAGAGGGGAUUUCAAACCUCUGCACUAUGAGGUUUUUGGCUCAGACACCAAUGUUUCUGUUGCGGAGGUUACAAAUGGAAGAAGCAACAUGAAGACUUUCACCCUGCUCUGGGGAGGAGUCCCAACAAAGCCCAUCGCUUUCAAUGCAAAUGAGUCAGAGGUUCAGUCGGCUGUGGAGGACAUGAUGAAAGCCGAGUGUCCCAGUGAGAUCCUGACCACUGAAGGGACUGAUGUGAAAUACUUCAAGAACUUUGAAAAUAACAACUAUCAGUUCAUAGGGACUCCAGUGAAAAACUCUGCUUUCUGUGGCCUGUGGUCGCUGAAGAAUGCUGUGGUUCUUUUCAAGGACAGUUACACCAAAGAGACUGGUGGCUCCUACGGACCAGUUUCAUUGGACAAGCAUCCUACGGUUCAGUCGGCUAUGGAGGACAUGAUGAAAGCCGAGUGUCCCAGUGAGAUCCUGACCACUGAAGGGACUGAUGUGAAAUACUUCAAGAACUUUGAAAAUGACAACUCUCAGUUCAUAGGGACUCCAGUGAAAAACUCUGCUUUCUGUGGCCUGUGGUCGCUGAAGAAUGCUGUGGUUCUUUUCAAGGACAGUUACACCAAAGAGACUGGUGGCUCCUACGGACCAGUUUCAUUGGACAAGCAUCCUACGCUUUGCUUUGCACACAAGGGAAUAUUGAAGGAUGAAGUAGGAAUGAAAUUCACUUACCUCAACAGCCAAGGCCUAACCAUGACAGCGACCACAAAGAUCAACACUCUUUUCAAUAAGGGCCAAACAUGGAGUUACAAAUGCAUGGACCUGCAGAGCUCCCUGCAGACAGAAUACAUUGGAAACAAAUACAAUCUGCUGGAGUUUUACCUCUAUAAAGACGUCUCUGGUGCAGAUUUCUAUGUGGAUGCCAUAUACAUCGGAAAGAGCCCAACCACAAUUGAUGAAAAUGCCAUUCCCCUAAUGAGGAGGCCUCCACCUUUUGAGAGCUCUGGUGAUUCCUUUGAGUGGAUCACUGUCAACAAGGACACAUCAUCUGCUGCACAGAUCAGCUACAAGAUCAAAGCCAGACCAGUAGAAUGUGCAUUUGGGUUCCCACUGCUAGGAGUUGGCUUUCUGCAGAUGUCCAACAACAGCGAGGACACAGCUGAGUUUAGGGAGGGAGCAGCCACCGUCACCAUCAUUCGCCCUCACAGAGCCACCCCUCCUCUGAAUGGCACCUUUAACGUGGAGAUUUAUGGAAGUCGAGCUGAGGGUCUGUCGGUGGACAUUAGCGCGGCUGACCUGAAGUAUGCUCUGGAGGGAAUCUCAGGGAUGGGUGAGGUCAGCGUUACAAAGCAGGGAAGCUGCAGACGCCCCAAAUGGACGGUUAAGUGGCUCACAAAACCUGGAGACCAGCCUCUGCUCAAGGUUACAAACUUGUCAGUUGUUGGUGAAAACGCAGUUGUUUCAGCCAGGGAGAUUACAAAGGGAGGGCUGUUGAUGCGAAGCCUGACAGGGGAUUUUUUCCGUGUUUGGGAAACCAAACCACAGGUGGAGGUUUACAUCAAUGGCAUCCCUUCAAAGUGUUCUGGUGACUGUGGGUUUGAAUGGUCUGCGGACAUGACUCCAGUUGUGACUGGAAUCAGCCCAUCUCAAGGAUCUAACGGUCUGGGGACUCUUUUGACUGUGACUGGGACUGGCUUCAGUGGUGAAAAUGCCUCCAUUAUUGUGGGAAAUGCGAGCUGUCUUGUUGAGCAGAUCACAGCUACCACUCAGGUGUGCAGGCUGGGCAGCAACAGUGCUGGUACCUACCCUGUGUUGGUCAGCUUCCCAUCUCUGGGUAAUACACGCUACGCAGGCGACAGUAUGCUCAACUUCACCUACCAGCUCAUUGUUUCCUCUUUCACACCGCUCUCUGGAAGUGUGGCAGGAGGCACACUGCUGACAGUGAGAGGCUUCGGCUUCAACCAGAAUACCACAGUGUCUGUCGGCAGUGAGGAGUGCACAGUGGUUCUUGCCAGUGACACUGAGCUGAAAUGCAGAACACCAGCAGGAAUUGCAGGACCACAGACCGUCACACUGAUAGUGGGAAACAUGAGUCAAACAGCCAACGGCUCCUUCACCUAUGACAUUAACCUUACACCGCAGAUCUCAGGCCUGAGUCCCCUCACUACCACUGUGAUUGGACAUCAAGUUCUCACCAUUCAGGGUACAAACCUGGGAGGCCAAGACAAUGACAGCAUUGUGUCCAUAGGCAAAAAGGAAUGUGUCACCAUUCAGUGGACAACAACGAGCAUCACAUGUCUGCUGCCUGUACUGCCACCUGGCCUGUACAAGGUGGAUGUACAUGUUGGAAACAGUGGCUACCCCCAGACAAGCAACGGUGUGAAUGUCAGCAUUGAAUACAUCCUGGAAAUCCACAGCAUCUCCCCACUGUUUGGCUCCUUAAUGGGAGGAACCAGGCUGACCGUUUCUGGAUCUGGUUUCAGCAACAACACCUCUGACAACAAAGUCUCCAUUGGAGGAACUGAGUGUGAAGUAAAGGCCGCCUCAGAGAAUGAGCUGCAAUGUGUUGUGCAGUCAGAGGAGAAGACCCACAUCGUCACUAACCAGGGAUCCCACCGCAUUUACGGACAGGGGUAUGCAUGGAGUCCUGCCUCUCUGACCGUGUUUGUUGGAGACACAGUAAUGUGGCGCUGGGAGGCACCAGCCUUCCAGAGAGUCGGGUACCGGGUCUUCAGUGUUUCCAGCCCAAGUGGCACCACCUACGAAGGGGGACCAUUCAACAGUGGAGAGACCAAGACAGGAAAAGGCUUUUUUGGCUACCGUUUCACUGCACCCGGUGCGUAUUACUACAGCAGUGGCUACAUAGAUGAUGGCAAUGUCAGGCUUCUGCAGGGAGUCGUGAAAGUCGAGCCACGGGAAGAGAAGAGCAGUAAGGUCUCAGUCAGAUUUGGAGGCAUGGAGGCCAGACAAGUGACUGGAGGUUCACAUAACUUCUCCAGACCACACCCACAAUGCAUCGCCACUCCACAGUGCCAACAGACCAAUGAGACUGCAGACGAUCUUUCUUUCAGCUCCUCCACCUGCUUCACUCCCACAGUCCACUCCAUUUCUCCCAACCAGGAAUCAUACCACGAGCUAAUCCAUAUUCAGGGCAAUGGCUUCAGCAACACCGCCUGCGCUAAUGAGGUGACAGUGGGAGAUCAGCCCUGUCAGGUGAUCAACAGCUCUAACUCUGAGAUCAACUGCCAUCUCAGCUACAACAGUGAACUUCCUAUCGGUGUCGCUCUCCCCGUGGCGGUCAGAGUCAACAACCUUGGCAACGCCAUCAUCGCUGUACCAGACGAGCUCAGCCGCCGUUUUGUGGUUCUGCCUGUGGUCGAUUCUGUCUCACCACCUCUCGGCAGCCCCACCGGCCACACGCAGCUCCUCAUCCAAGGCUCUGGCUUCACUGAAGGACAGGUCACUGUAGCCAGUGUGCCGUGCACUGUUGUGUCAGUAAAUUACACCAAUAUCAUCUGUGACACCAAUCCUUCUCUGCCACACACCGGAGAUGUUGUCUUCCACAUGGGCAGGAUCCAAAGCUCCUGUCAUUCAGACUGCUCCUUCAUGUACUCUUCCUCUGUCACUCCCGUAGUCACUGGUAUUUCACCCAACAACAUCAGCAAUCUAACCACUGUUACCAUCUUUGGCUCAGGGUUUGGCAGCAACGUGGAUGACAUAGCAGUGUUUGCCAGCACCACAGAGCUGGAAGUCACCGCCGUGACUGAUGGCAACAUUUCUGUGAGAGUUAACGCUCUGCCUGCAGGCGUCCACUCUGUCAAAGUGAUUGUGAGAAGUAAAGGCCUUGCAUCCGGUUCUGUCACCCUGACCAGUCUCGCCCAAGCUGACCUCAACCCCAAUGUGGGCAGCCUGGCAGGAGGAACCUCUCUCAUCUUCACUGGAAACGGCUUUGCUCCAGGGAACACCAAGGUGAUGGUCGAUGGCCAACCCUGCAAGAUUCAGGAGGAGAUGCCGCGUCGGCUUAGCUGCCUGACUCCUCCUCACAGAGAGGGGCUGGUAACCGUCACCAUCCAGGUCUUUUCGUUGCAGUAUCCUCCUCUUUACUUCACCUACUCUGCAGCCAACACUCCGGUCAUCAGCUCCAUCAGCCCCACUACUGGGCCGAGCGGUGCAGUCAUCACACUGACAGGUUCAGGAUUUGGCAGUGACUCUCAGCAAAUCUCCAUCACCAUAAACAAUGUCCCCUGCAAUGUUACUUCAGUCUCUGACACACAGAUUCAGUGCACUGCAGGAGACAACCCAGGGGGGGCAUACCCAGUCAUGCUGCACCACCAGGUCAAAGGUCAUGCCCAGUCAGCUGUCAUGUUCAUGUAUGAGCUGACUCUGAGCAGCGUGCAGCCCAGUGAGGGCAGUUUUGGUGGCGGUGCUCUGCUGUCCGUGCAGGGUUCUGGGUUUGACCCGCACAACUCCACUGUGAUGAUCUGCGGUAAGGAGUGUGAAGUUCGCAGAGAAAUAUCGACGUCGAACAUUCUGUACUGCCAGUCUCCACUCAACAACGGCACUCGCUCACAGGUGAGCUGCGUGGUUGCUGUCUUUAAUCACCUGAAUGCCGUCAACAUAUCAAAUGGCUUUACCUACAAAUCUCAGUUGACUCCGGUGAUCACUGAAGUUUCUCCACGCAGGGGAGGAACUGCAGGAGGCACCCAGCUCACAAUUGCUGGCUCCGGUUUCAGCACUGACAUGAAUGAAGUCAAUGUCACCAUCGCAGGGUCUGUGUGUGAUGUUCAAUCCACCAACAACACACACAUCAUUUGUGUGACAAAUGCUCAGCAACAGUCUCAAGAAACCAAAGUCAGAGUCAGCGUCGGAGACCAAGGCAUCGCUAAGAUGGAUAAUGCAAGUUUCUUCUACAUUGACGUGUGGUCGUCCAGGUUCACGUGGGGUGGUCUGUCUCCACCUGAGGCCGGCUCGUUUGCUGUCAUCACUAAAGGCCAGACCAUCCUGCUGGACACCAGCACCCCAGUGCUGAAAAUGCUUCUUAUUCAAGGAGGGACGUUGGUGUUUGAUGAAGCUGACAUCGAGUUGCAGGCAGAAAACAUCCUGAUCACAGACGGCGGACGACUCCAGAUCGGCCAGGAGGGGGCACCAUUUCAACACAAAGCCAUCAUCACACUUCAUGGACACCUGCGCUCACCUGAACUUCCUGUUUAUGGAGCUAAGACGCUGGCUGUCAGAGAGGGAGUGCUGGACCUGCAUGGUAUUCCAGUUCCUGUCCCCUGGACCCACUUGGCCCAGACAGCAUCCAACGGUUCUGUCACACUGACCCUAAUGAAGGCAGUGACUUGGAAAGCUGGAGACGAAAUUGUCAUUGCUUCCACCGGCCACAGGCACAGCCAGAAAGAGAACGAGGUGAGGAGGAUUGCCGCUGUGUCAGCUGAUGGAAAGACUCUAACCCUGACCGAACCCCUCAAGUACACUCACCUUGGGGUUACCGUCACGCUGCCCAAUGGUACAGUGUUUGAGGGCCGAGCUGAGGUGGGUCUCCUCACCAGGAACAUCGUAGUACGAGGCUCCCAAAACCAAGAAUGGAACGACAAUAUCGCAGCCUGCCCCGAUGGCUUCAACACAGGUGAAUUCGCCACCCAAACCUGUUUUCAAGGAAGGUUUGGAGAGGAGGUUGGCAGUGAUCAGUUUGGAGGAUGCAUCAUGUUUCACGCACCCAGACCAAAUGAGAAUCUUGCCAUUGGCAGACUGGAAUAUGUUGAGGUCUUCUAUGCAGGACAGGCCUACAGGCUAGGACGUUAUCCCAUCCACUGGCUGACGCAGUCUGUGGACUGGCAGGUUGGAGAGGAGGUCGGCAUCUCCACCACCAGUUACAAUGCCUGGGAGACAGAAAAACGUCAGAUAACAGCCGUGUCAGCAGACGGCCGAGUCCUGACCCUGAACCAGCCUUUGACCCACACUCACAUCAGUGAGACUCACUCUGUCUCAGGCACAUCAUUCUCCUACACUCUGGCAGCUAAUGUUGCUCUCCUGACCAGAAACAUUAAGAUCAUCGGUCAGGAGUAUCCAGAGAUGAUGCAGGAGUCAUUUGGGGCCAGACUUUUGGUGGGCACCUACUCCUGGGCUGGUAUCAACUAUAAAGGCAAAGCUCAGAUCAGGAAUGUGGAGUUCUUCCACUCUGGUCAGGAAGGCUGGACCGACAACACCGACCCUCGUUAUUCUGUAGCUUUCCUAAACCUGGGAAAGGUUUCAGGAGACACAAUUCAAGGUUGUGCUUUCCACGAGGGCUUCUCUCCAGCCAUCGGAGUCUUUGGAACAGAGGGACUUAACGUUGACAACAACAUCGUCCAUCACACUGUGGGAGAAGGUAUCAGAAUUUGGGGCAACAACAUAACCGUGAGGUGGAACCUGGUGAUGAUGACUCGAGUGAAGUCCUUCAACUUAGCCUGGAACGCUGCCAUUGAGGUCAAUGAGGGGACAAAUGUGGUGCUGCAGAAUAACAUCGUGGCAGGCUACGAGAGAGUCGCUUAUCGCAUUGAUGGUGAACCCUGUCCAGGUUAUUUUAACGGGAAUCAGAAGUGGAUUAAUAACGAGGCUCACGGUGGUCUGUUCGGAGUUUAUCUCAACAAAGACGGUUUGCCCGGCUGCAGUCUCAUCCAAGACUUCUUCAUCUGGAGGAGCUUUGACUACGGCAUUUACUUUCAGACCAUCACUGAUGUUGUUGUUUCCAAUGUGACCCUGGUGGACAACGGGAUGGGCAUCAUGCCGCUCAUCUUCGCUCCUCCUUCUCUCUCUCACUCAUAUGCGGAUAAAACUGUAACCAUUCAGGAUGCCUUGAUUGUUGGCAGCAGCCCGAGCUUUAACUGUUCAGAUACUUUGCCUUCCACUGUUUUUAACAGUAAUGGACAUCGAGCCCCAAGACCUCUCAAAGGUGGCAGAUCUGGAAUCUGUUGGCCGACUUUUGGAUCUCAACACAACAGUGCUCCAGUGGUGCCCCAUCAUCUGAACAACAACUACAAUGCCAUCAAAGGACUGAUGAAAGUCAAAGACACAACAUUCGUCGGUUUCCGAAACGUCUGCUCCAGUGAGACAAACUUCAUGUUCAUCACCAACCCACUCAACGAGGAUCUGCAGCACCCUGUGCAGGUUUCAGCCAUCAGGAUGAUUGACAGCACAGAGGAGGCCAAAGUCUUUGUCCACAGGCCAGAUCUGAGUAAAGUGAACCCGUCUGACUGUGUGGACAUGGACUGCGAUGCGAAGAAGAAGAGCUUGUUGAAGGACUUGGAUGGUUCGUUCCUGGGUGCAGUGGGAGCUGUAGUGCCUCAGUCUGAGUACGAGUGGGGAGGUGAUCCCAGGAGGGGGCUGGGCGACUACCGCAUCCCAAAAGUCAUGCUCACUUCCCUCAACGGCAGCCGCAUACCUGUGAACAAGAUCGCUCCACACAAAGGUGUGAUCAGGAAAGACUGCAUGUACAUGAGUUCCUGGCAGAGCUACAAGUGUUUCGGGCUGAACUACAGGAUGCUGGUGAUUGAGAGUCUUGACUCUGACACAGAGACCAGACGUCUGUCCCCCGUCGCUGUGCUCGGAGAUGGCUUUGUAGAUCUGAUCAACGGUCCUCAGGAUCACGGUUGGUGUGCGGGGUACGCCUGUCGAAAGAGAGUGUCUCUCUUUCACAGUAUCGUGGCCAUUGGACACUCCUUUGACGUCUUCUUCACCAGCGUCAGCCCUCAGAAACUUCGCCUCAUGAUGCUCAGCGCUGAAACAUCUGAGAGCAUCAUGGUGUCAGUCUUCUACUCCAGUCCGCAGCGGUUGGAUGUGUAUGUUAACAACAAGCUGAUGGCUCCGACUAACGCCGACUGGAACGCUGCCAACACUGACUAUACCCUGAAGGAGCCCCUUUAUGCAGAUCAAUAUGUUCCCCAGCUGAAUGCCACUGUGGGCACUAACUAUUUCGACCAGAACUACAAAAUGCUGAAGAUUGUGCUGAGGGGCUCCACACCGGUGGAGAUUAGAACCUCCCCAGUUCUCUUCAUCUCCUUCAAUCUGCCCGCCAUGACCGAGGCAGAGUUCUUUGGAGAUAACCUGAUCCGCAACCUCGCUGCGUACCUCAAAGUUCCCCCAAAUAUGAUCCGUAUCACCAAGAUCAUCCGUGAGGGUGGAGGCGCACGACGGAGGAAGAGAUCCACAGGCCUGACGGUGGAGGUGGAGCUCAAGAAACCUCCAGUCCAGCAAACCACUAACAGCACUAACAAUGAGGAGGACUUCACGUUGCUGAAGAGCAUUGCUGAAAAUCUGGGUCAGGCAGCAGUUACUGGAAAUCUCAGUCAGUCCAUCGGCUUCAACGUGUCUUCGAUGGGCAUCAUCCCACCUCCUCCUCUAACAUCUGACCCCAGCUGGAAUCAGGAGGCCACAGCAGAAGUGACGAGGGAGCAGCCUAAAAUGAGCUACGUGUCCCGCAUAUCCAAGCUGUUGCUGAUGGUGGAGCCGAUAUCCGGGGAGUUUGUGGGUCCUCUGUACCAGCAGCCUAAUCUCAUGGCUGUGGAUGAGCAGGGUAACUGUGUCUCUGUUGGAGUGACAACUCUGACUGUAACAGCCAGCCUAAAGGACUCCAGUGGGAACAGCGUAGGUGGGCUGGAAGGUAACACCACCAUCCUCUUCAGCACCUGCUGGGCAAACUUCACAGACCUGUCCAUUCUCAGCAGCGGUGAGAACCUAACCAUGGUCUUCACUCUGAAGGAGUGGGGCACUGAGUCACGCUCCUUCACUAUUAAAAACACUCCAACCACCCAGACCCCAUCAAACUCCAGCAACGUCACUGAGCCAGCAUCCACUUUGUCCACCUCAACCACAAGCAAACCACAGUCCACCCCUGACGAGAGCAUCUUUGGCUCCAGCACCGCCAUGUCUGCUGGCAGUCUGUGUCUGGUCAGCGUUGUCUACGCUGUGGCCUGCUGCUCAGACCUCAUCCCGAUAUUCUAGAUAUGUCUGUGAACCUAGGGUUUUAUGAAGAAUACCUCAUCUUAUAUCCCCCGUAACACGAAUAAGUGUGCUAAAUAAGACAAAUGUAAUCUUUAAAUAUAUUAUACACAGGGCUGGUGUUUAUUUUUUUUUGGGGGGGGUCAACUUUUAUUAAUAUUUACAUAAAGUCACCAUGACUUUUGAGUUUCGUUUUAUCAUGUGUAAAUGUCUGUUUCAUAUGAAUAGGUUACACCAGAGCUGGUAAUUAUCAAGCUUCUCAAAGUACCAUUUUAGUCUUAAGUGCUGAAAAUUCAUGAAAUUUACUCCUACUUCGACAGCUCCAGAGGUUUCUCAAGUAGUUAGGAGUUGCCAGUAGGGGCUUGUAAUGGCACCUUGGAGACAGACGAGCAAAUAUUUCAGGAGAGGAGGAAGGUUUCUGAAUUAUUUGACGACGCACACUUAAUUAGACGGGGUCAGACAGCGCAGGCAUAUUCUUUGUCAGCGAGUUAGUGAGGGACGUUAUCUCACCACUGACUUUACGCAGUAAUAUGUUUUCAGCUAAAUUGAAGGUUGUGAUGACGCUUUGUUUAUUUGCCACAAGAAAAAAAAUACAGCAAUGCUAAUGAUUUUGGCCCGUCACAGCCAUCAAUAAGCAGACUUCCCAACAACACUCCGCUUAAUUCGACAGAAGCAAACACAAUUCAUGCAAUAGCUGGCUUCCCAGGAGUAUAGGUGCAACUGAUGGCAUUUACUGUAUAUAAAGAUCAACUUUUUAUCUUUAAUUUCCAAUGUGUGCGUAGCCUAUGUACAUAGGCUAAUGUAUCCUCUUAAAAAUUCUUAAUUGUCAAAUGUCUGUUGUAUUUAAACUCCUCUUAGGAAUUUCACCAUUCACUGUGAAUGUAUCUGAGAAUAUUCUUAAAUAAGGAAAUCUAUUCAGUGAUUGGUCCUUGACUACAUCGUCAUCCAAUAUCCUGUUUGCAGUGAAUCAGCACCAAGACUGACACUAAAGGUUUAGUCCUACACUUCACUCAAAUUAAAAGUGGGGUGCUUGAUAACUAACUUCAAAGGAAUAUUUUUUUUUAGUCUUAAGUAAAUUCUUACUUAAAGAGUAAUUCUGAAAAGUUUGAUAAAUACGGGCCCAGGUCUAAGAUUCACAUAGACUUUCUAUUUUAAAACAGGUGCAGUAGGGUUUAUUAGGCUACUUGAAUCUUUAACAAGAUGAAAGAAGAUGUGACGUUUGCAUUUUGUUGAUGAUUGUUACUUUGAAACUUUACUCUUC
Messenger RNA from Micropterus dolomieu (smallmouth bass), 13669 nucleotides. It is a transcript of the gene pkhd1l1.1, whose product is annotated as PKHD1 like 1, tandem duplicate 1. The record is from RefSeq and is a predicted model, not a curated record. The transcript is spliced from 84 exons. Lineage: Eukaryota; Metazoa; Chordata; Actinopteri; Centrarchiformes; Centrarchidae. The coding region runs from base 1 to 12411 and encodes 4136 amino acids.